Oncorhynchus nerka (sockeye salmon) is the source of this 2746-nucleotide messenger RNA. RefSeq names its product calcium channel flower homolog. The record is from RefSeq and is a predicted model, not a curated record. The transcript is spliced from 5 exons. Gene Ontology annotation, biological process: vesicle-mediated transport. Bases 503 to 1003 code for a protein of 166 amino acids. NCBI's taxonomy places the organism in Eukaryota, Metazoa, Chordata, Actinopteri, Salmoniformes, Salmonidae. Gene Ontology annotation, cellular component: membrane.
CCGCCGAUAAACCCCACCGAAGAAGACAGGACAAGAAACAGCGGAGAGAGCAGGUUGUAAUAAUCGUCAUUUUUGAAUGGUGUAAAUUAAUAAUGGUAGCUGUCUAAUUUGAAAGAAAAACGGAUAACUGGCAAGUUUGUUGGAUAGGAAAGUUGGUUGACAUAGGUAGUGACACAAGCUAACAGGAUUUGGCGACUGGCAGUGACACAAGCUAACAGACUUUGGCGACAGAGGCAACCUUUAGCGUCUAAGUUAACCAGUCUGCUAGCUAUGAGCUAUCUUGAAGACAAAACCAUGCUCAGUUGAUAACCGCCAUAGAUUGUUAUCUAGCUAGCCAGAGUAGAGACACGAUCAAAGCUAUCCUUAACACGAAAUAUAUGUUUUUGUCAACUGUUCAUUGACGUUGGCCAGGUAACGUUAGCUUUCGUUGUCCUAGUGAGCCCCAGCCAAUGGCCAUUGUUAUAUUGACAAGGCAAGUCACUGAAUAAUUUAUUGGGGCAAAAUGAACUCCGACGAGGCAGCAGCUCCAAAACCUGUCACCGAUGAUGAUGGCAUGUCAUGGUGGUAUCGAUGGCUCUGCAAAAUCGCUGGGGUCCUGGGCGGUGUAUCAUGUGCCAUCUCAGGAGUGUGGAUGUGUGUCACUGUCAACCCCUUAAACAUCGCAGCUGGAGUAUGGAUGGUGUUGAAUGCCUUUGUGUUGUUCCUGUGUGAAGUCCCAUUCUGCUGCCAGUUCAUUGAGUUUGCGAAUGCAGUGGCGGCUAGAGCGGACAAAUUCAAGCCAUGGCAGAAAGCCUUCUUCUAUUGUGGGAUGGCACUGUUUCCCAUAUUUCUGAGCUUCUCCAUCACCACGUUGUUUGGGAAUGCCAUUGCCUUUGCUACAGGUGUCCUCUAUGGUCUCGCCUCCCUGGGCAAAAAGGGCGAUGCGGUGAGUUACGCCAGGCUGAAUCACGAGAAACAGGGGGAUGAGGAGAAGAUGACCGGGACGACUGACGGGUCAAUAUAGUGAGAUGGCUAUCCCAUCAUCCCUUUAUCUGUUCCCACAGAGGAACAACACUAUCCUUAACCAAGGGACAAUGAUGUCAUCCCUGCUACUCUCCUCCCUCUCAGUUACUGAGUUUAUUUAUUUACCUAAAUGGCUGCAUCUUUGAUGUCUUACUUGGUGUAAUUUUUCCAUAUAUAUUUAAUGUUGUUUGGUCCUUAGUGUGAAUUUAGUUUUCCAUGACAUUUUAACAUAAAGGUUUAGCUGCUGUGCUGUUUUUGUUUUCCUGGUUACUGGGGUUACCCUUUUUGGCAAGUAGGAAAAGUUAUGUACCCUCUUAGCCAAUCCGCCUUUCAAGAAACCUGGGCGAUAGUGAAUGUGAAAGCUUUGUUUUUGUGAAGUCAUUUCCCCAAAUCAUGUUAUUCUCAUUGUGCCGCCGGAAAUUCAUCCAUUGAGAGUUAUCCCAAACGUAUAUCCAUUCCAUCCAGUAAACCCAAAGAUAACAAGUCCUCUUUUUGUUUAAUAUCCGUUACUUGCGAUAUACAAUGGAUGUUUAGGUUUAAUGUACCUACAGAGGACCUCGGACACGGAACUAUGAUGUAACCGUGAAUCACAACGUCUUUCAGUGCAUGUAUAAAAAGAGCUAUUUUCUCAGCAUUCUAAAAAUGUGCAUCUAAUCAAACAGCUGCAUGUUGCGUGUGUCUUGAGAAAACCAGAUUAAGAAUGUGAGUUGAAUAGCUAUGCUGCUUUAGCACCUCUUAACCUUUCAAAAGCUAUUGGUGUUCUCUUCUAGAACCUGAUUGAUCUAUGCCACCUCAGAAUGUUUGUGACCCUACAUACAGUAGUGGGAUCUGCCCCAUGGAAGCAUGCUUUAAAGGACUGAUGAGGGAAUGCGUCUUGAUUCAGGGACUAUUUCGUGUGUAACACACAGAGCCAUGAUUUGCCUUUGUCUAACCUCUGAUCACAGGUACUAAUGUGUUGUUCAGCAACAUGCUACCGUUGGGAUUAUUUCCCACUUUAGCUCUGGAUUGGAAAUAAUUUAGUUACUCAUUGAAAUGGUCACCCACAACCAGUUCUCAGGUAGGCCUAUUUUGUUUCCUAGAUACUGGAUAACUAGCUAACAUGCUAUUGCAGGUCACUUUAACCAAUGCAAAAGGUACUAUCCACAUGAACCAGCUUUUGUAAAAAAAAACGAAUGAAACACUGAAGGAACACCAGCGAUAAUCUCACUAAGGCAUACAAUAUAAAUACUAUUUAGGCUUAAGUUCAUUAAUAUGCAACAUAAGCAUGUUAGCAGCUGUCUAAUGUAAGCUUCACUGUUACCUUCCCUGACACAGAAAGCAACUGGGGAAGAGCUAGAAAUUGGGUUGACUACAUGUUUCAUGCAUUAAACCAGAGGUCUCUAUUGCCCAUAUACAGGAGGGACACUAAUCCUUAGUUUAUCAUGAUCUCUAGGCACAGAAGUUCUUCAUGCCUACACUAUACAGCACAGCUACACAAUAUUAUUAUGGAACAAUGGGCUCAAAAAAGGGAAGCGUUAAUCUUAAACGUCAACAGGUUGCCCGUGCAGUAGAAAUGAUAACUGACCUGUAGUUUGCUGUAAGGAGUGUGUGCAUAUGCUUCUGUGUAUUGAUGUUGAAUUUGGUUUGUCGCUUAUUUAUGUCACAAUGAACUGGAACUUCAAAGGAGGCCACAAACUCAGUUGCUUAUUAUAUGGUACUCUCCCCAUCUGACAAAAAAAUAAAAACAUUCUGCCUUUUAAAACAA